Molecule: messenger RNA, 969 nt
Organism: Schistosoma spindalis
Lineage: Eukaryota; Metazoa; Platyhelminthes; Trematoda; Strigeidida; Schistosomatidae
Source: the annotation of a GenBank genome assembly
AUGAAAUCGGAAGAACUAAGUCGCUUGAAAAGUUACUUUCUAAAGAAUUCCCGUGUUAAGGAUUUCUCUGGUUAUGGGGGGAAAAUACAUACACUUGGGUGGAAUAGCAGUGGGUCAAGGUUAGCAUCUGGAUCAUCUGACAAGCUUGUAAAUAUAUACUCAUUAGAAUCCACAAGACUAACAAAAGUACAUAGUUUCCGAGGACAUAAUGAAAGUGUAGACCAACUUUGUUGGCACCCAUCAGAUAAUGAUGUUGUUGCAACUGUGGGUGCAGAUAGUGCUAUUCGUUUGUGGGACUGUCGGACCAAAAAAGACCCAAUCACAGCACAAUGUAAAGGAGAGAAUAUUAAUUUGGCAUGGUCACCGGAUGCACGUUAUAUCGCCGUUGGUAGCAAAACAGAUUUGGUUUCAUGGUUUGAUUUGCGUGCUGGAUUCAAAGUGGUACAGGCGGAACAGUUCACUUCAGAAAUUAAUGAAUUCGCCUGGAACCCUAGUGGGGAAGCGUUUCUUUUAACUACUGGUCUUGGAAGUAUAUUAGUCUACAGUGGGAAACCAGGUGACAUGAAACGUGAAGCAAGUAUCCAAGCUCACCCAGUCAACGCAAUGUGUCUUCAAUUUUCACCAACAGGUCAUCAAUUUGCUGUUGGUAGUGCGGAUGCUCUAGUGUCCAUUUGGGAUGCAGAUGAAUUUGUUUGCCUACGUACAUUAUCUCGCUUAGAAUGGCCAGUACGCACUUUGGGAUUCUCUUAUGAUGGAAAGUUAAUCGCCGCAGCUAGCGAAGAUCAUUUCAUUGAUAUUGGCCAUGUACAAACAGGUGAACAAGUCUAUCAAGUUGGAACACAUGCAUCGGCUACAUUUGUACUUGCUUGGCAUCCUCGACAGUAUUUGUUGAGUUAUUCAAGUGAAGCGAAAUACGAACGAGAUCAAGGUGUUAUUCGAUUAUUUGGUUUAGUGAAUGAUGAUUUAUAA